This is a messenger RNA of Mercenaria mercenaria, 7255 nucleotides long. RefSeq names its product germ cell-less protein-like 1. Gene Ontology annotation, molecular function: protein binding. NCBI's taxonomy places the organism in Eukaryota, Metazoa, Mollusca, Bivalvia, Venerida, Veneridae. Gene Ontology annotation, biological process: germ cell development. Bases 118 to 1566 code for a protein of 482 amino acids. The transcript has 15 exons. The record is from RefSeq and is a predicted model, not a curated record.
CUUGCAAAUACUUGACCGAGAAUUCGAAAAAUGACCGGGAAGUUCAAAACAAGAAUAAGUUCAGCAACGUAAUUAUUUGCUUAAAAAAAUCUCAAAAUGUAAUUUAUUGAAAGAAUAAUGGGAAAUUUUUUCAGUCCAUCUAGUUCGCCGAAAGACCCGCAUAAAAUUGCGGUGACAGAAGAGAGAAAACGAAAAAGAACCGAAGAUGACCAGGAUCGUAGUUAUUUAGGACUGUUGAACACGCCUAAAAGGAAAAGGAUCAAGUCAACGUCAAAAUAUAUCUACCAGACAUUGUUCCUGGAGGGAGAAAACAGUGAUGUUACAAUUAGGGCUCUGGAUCGGGACUGGAAGCUGCAUAAACUCUACCUCAAACAGUCGCCUUACUUUGCCAGUAUGUUUAAUGGAUCAUGGAAAGAAUCUGAUCUGGAGACAAUACAAAUUGAUAUCAUUGAUGAAAAUAUCAGUGAGGAUGCUCUAAAAAUAGCAUUUGGAUCUCUGUAUAAAGAUGAUGUUUUCCUGAAGCCAGUACAGAUUGUCAGUGUAUUAGCAGCUGCCACCCUAUUUCAGUUGGAGAGUUUGAUUCAGCAGUGCAGUAUUAUGAUGAAAGAAACAAUGAGUUCAUGUGCAGUUUGUGUGUACUACUCUGCUAGUCAAGAAUAUGGUUUAGAAGAUAUGCGUGUGAAAUGUUUGAACUGGCUCACUAGAAACAUUCUAACCACUGAGAAUAUCACAUUUAUAAAAGAAAUUGGCACAAAACUGAUGGCAGAAAUUAUUUCUUGUCCUCAACUGUUUGUGAUGCAAGUGGAAAUUGAUAUCUACACUCUUCUGAAGAAGUGGAUAUAUUUGUGCUACAAUCCUGACUGGUCGGGUGAAACGAAAGACUUACUCAAAGAUGCUGAUGCAUUCUUUAAAAAGGAAAUGACAGGAAAACAUGUAUGUUACUUGGAGACAGAAGAAGGGAAGAAGUAUUUUGAGGUGUUUACUGCAAUACGAUGGCAUCAUGUUGUCAAUGAUAUCUCUUCAAUAAAGAUGCUGGAAAAUGAUAGAAUAUUGCCAAUUGGUUGUUUAGACCCCAUGUUUCUAUAUGGAUGGAGAAGAGUUCUGUCUGUGGAGCAAGGGCACGACAAAGGCCCAGAAAGGAAUGUAGAGGAAUCAGUGUUUAAUGACUGCUGUAUAAGAUGUGGGAGAGUGUUGCUCAAGGAAGAUGAUUAUUGCUGGAGAUGGGUGGGGUAUAAUUAUGGAGUUGAUCUCUUGGUAAUCAUAUCAAACAGGAUUGUUACAUUGAAAAGGAACACACAUACAGAGACUUGUUCCCAGGCUGUUAGUUUGCAAGAUAUGAGAUACCUAUGUUACAGAAUGACUAUUUCAUCUGUGGAUAAAGACGGUAAUGAGACAUUCAGGAAGGGAACAGGCAUACGGAAAAUAGGGCUUGGAAAGAAUGAGGAUGAGAUAGUAUUAAUGUUGGACAAGAAUCAGGAGUAUCCACUAGCUGUCAGCAUGAAUCUCUUGUUUCUGUCACCCAGUCCAGAGUGCCCUUUACCAAGACUGAAGAUGCCAGAUGGAUGAUAUUGAGAGUAUUUGAAUAGACAUUGCCUUAUCAGCCUCAGGAUUUGAAAUAUUAAUCACUGCCAAUUUAUUGAUCUCUUUACUGAUUUUAUUAGUUUAAAGAACAGGUAGAGAUGUUGCAGUCACAAUUUAGUCAGCUUCUGUGUCCAUGUCCCAAUUUGGAAUUGGAUUGAAAGUUGAAUCUUCAUAUACUUACUCACUGUGAGAAUCUGACUGGAAUGCACACAUUUCAUAACUUUAUUUUCUAUUUUUACAAAGUUAUGGCCCUUUUUUGACUAAGCAAUUUUUUGUCAAGUUUUUGUUUGUAAACUGAUAUCGCAGUACUCACUUGUAGAAAAUGAAUUGAAACUUUACAUACUUGUUUACUGUAAUGAUCUGACAUGCAGUACCCAGGUUCCAUAACUCAGUUUUGCUUUUUCACAAAGUUAUGCCCCUUUUUAUACGCCCUUGAAUUACUCGAAAAACUGCGAAUUUAGCCUUGUCCGCCUUCUUGAGUCAAACAGUUUUCAUCCAAUCUUCUCCAAAUUUGCUUACAAUGUUUGUGUGCAUAAUAUCUCGGCAAACUUUGAUAACUACCCAAAUCACCCCAGACACUCUUGGAUAAUUGCCCUUGAAUUACUCGAAAUCUGCGAAAUUGGCCUUGUCCAUUCAAACAGUUUUGAUCCAUGGAACCUCACAGAUACCUUGAUUCUCCUUCUUACUCUUUUUUUUUUUUUUUAGCUCACCUGUCACAAAGUGACAAGGUGAGCUUUUGUGAUCGCGCAGCGUCCGUCGUCCAUCUGUCCAUGCGUCCGUAAACUUUUGCUUGUGACCGCUCUAGAGGCCAUAUAUUUCAUGAGAUCUUCAUGAAAAUUGGUCAGAAUGUUCACCUUGAUGAUAUCUAGGUCAAGAUCGAAAGUGGCUCACGUGCCAUCAAAAACUAGGUCAGUAGGUCAAAUAAUAGAAAAACCUUGUGACCUCUCUAGAGGCCACAUUUUUCAUGGGAUCUGUAUGAAAGUUGGUCUGAAUGUUCAUCUUGAUGGUAUCUAGGUCAAGUUCGAAAGUGGGUCAUGUGCCGUCGAAAACUAGGUCAGUAGGUCAAAUAAUAGAAAAACCUUGUGACCUAUCUAAAGGCCAUAUUUGUCAUGGGAUCUGUAUGAAAAUUGGUCUGAAUGUUCAUCUUGAUGAUAUCUAGGUCAAGUUCGAAACAGGGUCAUGUGCGGUCAAAAACUAGGUCAGUAGGUCUAAAAAUAGAAAAAUCUUGUGACCUCGCUAGAGGCUAUACUUUAGAAUGGAUCUCCAUAAAAAUUGGUCAGAAUGUUCAUCUUGAUGAUAUCUAGGACAAGUUCGAAAGUGGGUCACGUGCCUAAAAAGUAGGUCAGUAGGUCAAAUAAUGAAAAAGCGUUGUGACCUCUUUAGAGGCCAUAUUUUUCACGGGAUCUGUACGAAAGUUGGUCUAAAUGUUUAUCUUGAUGAUAUAUAGGUCAAGUUUGAAACUGGGUCAACUGCGAUCAAAAACUAGGUCAGUAGGUCUUGAAAUAGUAAAACCUUGUGACCUCUCUAGAGGCCAUACUUUUCAUGGGAUCUGUAUGAAAGUUGGUCUGAAUGUUCAUCUUGAUGAUAUCUAGGUCAAGUUUGAAACUGGGUCAACUGCUGUCAAAAACUAGGUCAGUAGGUCUAAAAUUAGAAAAAUCUUUUGACCUCUCUAGAGGCCAUAUUUUUCAAUGGAUCUUCAUGAAAAUUGAUCUGAAUGGUCACCUUGAUGAUAUCUAGGUCAGUUUCGAAACUGGGUCAUGUGCGGUCAAAAACUAGGCCAGUAGGUAUAAAAAUAGAAAAACCUUGUGACCUCUCUAGAGGCCAUAUUUUUCAUGAGAUCUUCAUGAAAAUUAGUGAGAAUGUUCACCUUGAUGAUAUCUAGUAAAAUUCAAAACAGGGUCACGUACCUUCGAAAACUAGGUCAAUAGUUCAAAUAAUAGAAAAACCUUGUGACCUCUGUAGAGACCAUAUUUUUCAAUGGAUCUUCAUGAAAAUUGGUCAGAAUUUUUAUCUUGAUAAUAUUUAGGUCAAGUUCAAAACUGGGUCACAUGAGCUCAAAAACUAGGUCACUAUGUCAAAUAAUAGAAAAAAACGAUGUCAUACUCAAAACUGGGUCAUGUGGGAAGAGGUGAGCGAUUCAGGACCAUCAUGGUCCUCUUGUUUGGUUAACAAGGCAUACAACAUCAACAUUAUUACCUUUAUGAUACAUAACUGAAUAUUUAGAUGGGCAUAUUUUGUGACAGUCUGGCACUCUUGUUGGACUUUGUAUUCAUUCAUGUAUUUUUGUUUAGUGACAAGGACUGUGAAAAGUUGGGGGUUGCUUUCCUCUGACAGCACUUGUUUUACAAUGAUAAAUUAGAUGAUAUUAUGUUAAACUUAAAUACUCUUUUGUCUGGAAUUGGUCAUAGUGACUGUAUGUAUAAUAGAUUUUUGCUUUAUCAGAUUCAGGAGUUGAAAAAUCGAAUCACUGCCAUCCAUGUGAUCUCUUUACUAUUAAUGUUUGAUUUAUAUAUUUAGUAAAAGUGUAUGUAAGUAUCACUUCUUCAUAGUAUAGACUAAAAAAUAUUAUCCAUUUUGUAAUGGCCAGUAUGUCGACACUUUAAAACAUGUACCCAGAAAAAGCUUUCUGAAACAUAAAUAGAAGUGGAAAAAAGAGAACAAUGACUGAUAAGAAUGUAUUUUAAUAUCCCGUUUCUGAAGCGGUUUUGGCUGAAUGACAUCGGCAUUCUUUCAAUUGAAAGGCACAACCAUAUAUUGUAAUUCUGUAACAAAUGUUAUAUUUAGUAUGUCAAAAUAGAAUUUUAAUCUUACAAAAAGAGUAAGACAUAUAUACCAUGAAAUGCAUGUAAAAGUCUGAUUUUAAUCGUAUUCAGCAUAAUAGUAAUUGCAAUAAAACAUUAUUUGGUUAUAUUGAUAUUAACAAACAGCAAUGGUGUCGGUGCCAAAACAAUUGGCUGCGUUUCAUUGUAUGUUUAUUAUUCUUCUUUUUUUGUUUGAAUUCCAAUUUCCAUUAAAUGUUUCUCUAGUCUUAUCUUAAGAUAUAAACUUUAAAAUAUUGAAAGUGUUCCUCUUUAAGUGUUGAAGUGAUUAAGACUAAAAGUCAAAUGUUGUGUAAGAAAUGUUUUUGUUGUCUUCGUUUAACCAGUUCUGAAAGCAAGGUAUGCUAUUCCGUGUUAAUAAUUAUUUUAUGCCUAUUUUUUUCUAAUGGAGGUUCAAUGUUUAUAGGUUACUAGACUUGUAUCAAGAAAUAUGCACAAGUUCUGCAGCAGAAGUAUUGUGCGACUUUAGGAGCCCAAUUUCAUGCCGCAAAAAAAUGAGUGCAUAUUUCUUGAUGCAAAUCUAAUAAUCUUUUUAUUACAUACACAUACUAAAAUUAUGAUUAUUAUAAAGUUAUAUAAAUUUGUUCUUUAGCCUGAGUAAAAUCGAAGAUAUUGUCAUUAAAGAACUUUUAAACAUGCAUAAACCUUACGUCACAAAUGACGUCAAGCACCAGAUAUGAAAUUUGAACAUCAGUAUAUUGGCGUUUUAGGUUCCACUGUAACUUGACAGAGUUUUCAAACGAGUAUGUAAUAAAUGAGAUUUACAGUAUUGGUGUAGAUUUGUGCAGUAGAAGUUAUGUUCAGAUGUGUGUUUAGGUUUGUUUAAUAGGCACAAUGAAAGUGGGUUAUAGUGAACUUGUCAGACCUGAAGAACUUUGUUCCUUGACACUAAGGUUCUGUAUAUCCGUGUAGAGAACCUAUCUUUACAUCCAAGGUUAUAUAAUGAACAGUUUGUUUUAUACAGAUGACCUGAUUCAAACACCUGGUCAGCUGGUUACUGGUUAGAUCAACAUCACAUCUAUAUGGAAUCUAACUUCAACAGUCGUGUAAACAGUAGUAACUUUUUGUAUCUCCAGUAAUGGAUUUGGAAGAGAAGCUCUUACAAGAUACAUGCACAGUUUAUUUUUGACAUUUACCCUUCUGAAAGACAACACUGUAACUAAAUAGGAUUAAUUGAAUAUUAAUGUAGAGACCAAUAUUUUCUUAAUUCCUGAACAUUUAAUACAUUUAAUGGUUCAGAAUUUCUACUUGUACAUUUACAUGUAAUUAGAAAUCUAAUAAAAAUGAGGUGUUUGUAGUGGCAUAUAUAGAUGAAAUAAAUGCUUGAUAGAAUUGAAUUUGGUAUUGACAAAUGUCAUUUAAUGACAGUUAAAUUGCAACAUAUUACUAGAUAACAACAUCCAUAUACAAGUUCUUUGAUUUUUAGCUAGAAAGAAUGAUUUAAUUACACACAUUUAUUUCUUUUUUAGACUUUCAAAUAUAACACCAAUAAGCUUACCUUGUUAAUGUAUUUUUGCAGUCUUAGUUUGAUUUAAUGUCAGGUGGUCUGUCUUUGAUGCAAUGUAAGCCAUUUCUUUCAUCUUUGGUAAAGUGCGUAUUGUUAAACUAGGUCAGAUCAUAGAAAUAUCUUGUAAACUGUCAACAGGCCAGUUUCAAACUGAUAUUUGUGAGCCUUGGUUAGAAAAUUGUCUGUUUAAAAUCUAGUAUAAUUUGUAACUGGGUCACUUUGGAAAAAAACUAGGUCUUUAGGUCAAAUCAAAGAAAAGAUUUGUUACCAUUUUAAAGGCCACUAUUUCAGCUUGAUCAUCAUAAAUUUCUGUCAGAAUUUUUGUCUGUAUGAAAUCUAGGUCAAGGUCAAAAGUGAGAUACCCUAGGUCAAAAACUGUCACUAGGUCAUUGAAAAACUUGGCUUAUGGUCUAUUUGAUUUACAUGAAACAUGGUCAAAAUGUUUGUAUGAAAUCUAGGCCAAAUCAGGUGCUAGGUUAUCUUGGGUAAGGACUUGGUCAGGUGAGCAGUACAGAGUCUCUGGGGCCUUCUUGUUAUAUUGUUACUAACACUUCAGAGUGUUUUUGUACAUGUACAUAUUUUACAGACUGCACAAGUUGAUUUUCUAAAAAAAUGCUAAGAAGAUACUUUUUUGUUUUAUUAACCUUUAGCAUGCUAGAUAAAUUGUCGUCUGCUGGAAAUGUCGUCUGCUAAAAUUGUAAAGUUCAUUCAAUUUGCUCCAAAAUUGGAAGAAAUAUUGUCAGAGUAGCAAACAACUUGGAACCUGAUCAGACGCCGAUUAAUCGGCGUCUGAUCCGGUUCCAAGCUGUUUGCAAAGGCUGUUAAAUUCGCCUGCAGCAGGCUAAGGGUUAACAUGGAGAAGUUACUUACGGAGAACAUGAAUGUACUGGUACAGAAUCCAGGAACACAGAUUAGGCUAACUAUCCACUACUAUCCACUGUUACAUAAAUGUAAUACUGUCUAAAAAAUGACACUAAACCAAAAAAUAAACAGAACUGCCAGACUAAUGGUAACUAACUUGUUCUAGAUUUCAAAUAAAAUUUAAUAUAAAUCUGAAGGUAUGUCCCUUCAAACUCAUUCUUUUUAUUGGUCUUCUUAUAAACAUAUUUACUAGAAUACAUACAUAAAUUCAAUACAUCUAUGUUUAAAAGGCCAGACACUUUUACAAAAAUCAUGUUGCAAACAAUUCAAUACAUAUUACCAGUAAUUAGAAUUUUUAUGACGGAUUGGUUUUGCUUGAGUGUCAGUUUGAAUUAUGUGUUAUUGAUUGAAAAAUUCAAUAUUAUGUUUGUGCAUAUUCAGUUUAACAUUUUGUUGAUUUAUUGAACAAUAAAAUUUGUACUACAGA